This is a messenger RNA of Rotaria sp. Silwood2, 435 nucleotides long. The record is from the annotation of a GenBank genome assembly. NCBI's taxonomy places the organism in Eukaryota, Metazoa, Rotifera, Eurotatoria, Philodinida, Philodinidae.
AUGCUAAACGGGCACUCGCAAAUAGACACAAGUGAGAUCGACGAACUUGAUGGAUUUCUUUCAAUGAAUGAUUUAAAUGAAUAUGAUAUGGGAAAAUAUACAAUGAAACUUCUAUCAGGUUCAGAUCGUCUUUAUCAAUUAAAAACUGAUCGAGCUGCUCGUCUUAUCGAUACAAUGAAUAUGUAUCGAAAACAAGAACUUUUUUGUGAUGUUAGUUUAUGUGUAAAAGGUCAACGACAUUUAGCACAUAAAAUUGUUUUAGCAUCAGCAUCAUCCUAUUUUGCUUCAAUGUUUGGUCAAUCUGGUCAUGUUGAAGCACAUACAACAGAAGAUAUUGAUUUAACUAAAUUAGUGCCUUGUCCCUAUGCAAUGAAUAUUAUAUUAGAUUUUCUUUAUACUUCACAAGUUCAGCUCAAUGAUAAAUGUGUAGGUUAA